AUGAAGAAAUUCAUGACUACGAAAAUGUCCGCUGCCGCCCCAGUAGGCACACCGUCACAGUCGCCAGCGUCAAUGUUUUCCUUUGAUGCCAUGUUGCUGCAGCAAGCAGAGGAUCGCAAUGGAAGUUCCACGUCACCGGGCACACCGAAACGCAACGAGGACGAGGACGAUGACAACGGCAGUAUGCCAAGCGUCCGAUUGCCACCACCAACACCAACCGCCCUCCUAUCGGUGGCGACUGCGUUGAGUGCAAUCGAUACCAAAGACCCUACUAGACCUGUGAAAGGAUCAUCUUCCUCCCCGGGGAGUCGGGCAGUAACCGCCCCCGAUGCACUAACUUCCUCCACCACAUCGUCCGGUGUGGUAAAGAUGUGUGGAUAUUUAAAAAAGAAAAGAAAUAAAAUGGGUGGAUGGCGAAAGCUGUUCUUCAUACUCCAGAACCAACUACUGCUGUCGUACUCGUCGCGUGAUGACUACGAAAAGAAGCUCGCACCGUUUAAGGACAUCAUCAAUCUGGUACCGGGCACAGUCAUUAUCCCAACCACAGGACCGCGUUUCACCAUCGAAACGAACUCGAAACUGAUGUAUACAUUCCGCUGCGACGAUCAUCGAAGUUGUUCCGAAUGGAUAAUGGCACUGCUAGAUAGUUUGACCGUGGCAAACGGAGGCAUAAGUGUGAAUCGUAACUUCAGCUUGCAUAAUAGCUUCCAGCGCGCCACGUUACCACUAUCAUCGUUUUCGUUGCCAUCGAACUGCAAACCGUUCGCCGGUAUCGUUGGCCGGCCGCACGGACACCCGGCCCUAGCGCCAAAGAAGCGGGCACCUCAGCCACCGAAUCGCCCCGGACCGCCAAAGCCACCGCGCAGCUUCAGCGCGGAAGCUUCCGACCGGUAUCGGGUGUGCGGGAUGAUGUCUGCCCGGGAGAUGAAUGACAAGGAUGAUCUCAACAAUAAUGUACUGAAGGUGGUACGCCUGAGUGGUAGUAUCGCGCAGGAAGACAAGUUACUGGCUAGCGAAAGCCUCUCGAACUUGUGGGAUAGUGAUGCCAAGUUGUCCAGUACUGGAGAAAACGAUGAUACUAGACGGACGGAGACUGCCGUCGUUUCGCUGGAAGCACGACCGACGACUGACGCCGCCGGAGCAAGAGACACCAAUCCAGACCAAUCGACGAGGGGACGCACGAUACUGCUAGAUCAACUAGAAGACCGCGUCAAGAGUGCAGUUGACGAUGGUGGAGAAGCAAACCACCGGACGAAGAAGUGGGAGGAAAAGGCGGAACGGCACGAGCGACCGAGGCAGCAGAUAUUUCGACUGCAUCAGGAUGUUGUUUGGAGCAAAUCGCACCACCAGUCGAUGGAUGUGUGCCGCAUCAACAGCAUGUUUAACGAGCGUCCACCAUCGCUGAAGGCAGCAGCGAGCAUACCGCCGCCUGUGACUGUGGCUGAAUGCAUGAUCAAAUCUACUGCAAGUUUAUCCUCCGCCAGCAGCAGCGUCGUCGUGGAUAAAGCGCCCUCUUGCAGCUCACAUGUGUACGAAGAGGUUGGAGUCCCGGUUGUGUUGAUGGAACCCGAACCCAUUUACGCGGUGGUGGAUGUGCGUGCCAAACGAUCGAGACGACUAGCCCGCACACUGGACCCCGGCUCCGACGAGCCAGACGGUCGUGGCAACGGUGGCCGGAAGGUGUCCGUAUCCUUGCCGCAGAUUUCCGACGGAGUCGAGCUAGUCACCGCGACGGAACGCCGACCGGUGGCAGCACGGAGCUGCAGCAACUACGACGACUACGAGGAUGUCAACUAUCUUUUCGAAACACGACGAUCGGUGGCGGGCGGUACGGAGACAGACAGUGUGGACACCCACGACUCGCAGGAGCGACUGCCAACAUAUCGUCACGAACCGUACGGUGGUGUGGAUGAGCACAUCUACGAGCCGAUACAAGUGUCCGAUCGGAUACCGUCCGUAACGACUGGUUCCUCCUCAUCGCUGCCCGCUCCAACCGAACAUCAUCACCAACACAGCCACGGACUCUGGCGACAGUUGAAGCGUAUGCAGCUGCAAGGAUCCUGGCGUCGCUUAACGUUGCGAAACGCCGGUACAGACCGCACCACAGCAAACCCACCAAAACAACCAUCAACCGAACCACCCGCUUCAAACACCCGCUCGGCAACGGUAACUGCCCUCGAGGGGUUAGGUCGUCGGUUUGAAAGCCAUCGGCGGUCGAUCAAAAAGCGCAUCAAGAACUUGUGCGAACGGAUCGAGCCAGUAACGACGGCGACGUCAAGCAGCGGUCAGCCGCAAAAUGUUGCUCAGGAACCGUCGUCGGUGGAAACGCCGGAACCGUCUACCGGUGUGCAGUCACGCAAAUCCGUAUCGCUUGACAGCUUCCUGCUAGCGAAGGGCCAGGGCCGGUCUGUUUCCAAAUACUAG
Molecule: messenger RNA, 2424 nt
Organism: Anopheles maculipalpis
Lineage: Eukaryota; Metazoa; Arthropoda; Insecta; Diptera; Culicidae
Exons: 7
Coding region: 1-2424 (807 amino acids)
Source: RefSeq, a predicted model, not a curated record